This is a messenger RNA of Triplophysa dalaica, 2496 nucleotides long. RefSeq names its product pentraxin 3, long b (gene ptx3b). Gene Ontology annotation, molecular function: complement component C1q complex binding. Gene Ontology annotation, biological process: innate immune response. Bases 158 to 1417 code for a protein of 419 amino acids. The record is from RefSeq and is a predicted model, not a curated record. The transcript is spliced from 3 exons. Lineage: Eukaryota; Metazoa; Chordata; Actinopteri; Cypriniformes; Nemacheilidae.
AUCUAAUGCCCGAUGAGGGACGGAGGUGAAGGGAUUGUUCAGUAUCAACACAGGAAGAAGCCACGAGGGAGAUAGCGGCUGUGGAACAUCUGAUUUUCUAACAAAUAAUCUGCAUUCAGUGACUGUGACAAACAUACACACCGGCAUAAAAAUCAGAAUGGAUGCACCCGGGGCUGCGUUGGCCCUCUGUCUGUGCUGCAUUUUGAGUGGGAAUGUGUUUAGUUAUGAAUAUGGAGAGGAGUAUCAAGAUUCCUAUUAUAACUCAAUCUCUAUUGGUGAGCCAAGACCCAGCCAAACCCCCUGUCAAUCACAGGACCUCACACGCUGGAAUAACCUGUUUACCAUGCUGGAAAACUCUGAGAUGAAAGACAACAUGCUCCUGCAACAUACUGAAGAUAUGGCGGGGCAUGUGGACGUCAUCCGGAAAGAGCUCAAGCACAUUUCCAACAACAAAGCAUGCGUCCAAGCCAUAGAGAACACCUGCAAAUGUAUAAACGAGCAGAUGAACCGCAAGCUGGAGCAAGCCGUGAAGCACCUCAGAGAGGUCGCAGAUAAGUAUCAAGCCCAAAACAGUGACAAACUGGAGCAGCUCAUCCAAUUCGCCAGGAACCAAGCCACCCGCUUCACCAAACUUGAGAGCAGAGCAGGUUUGGGUCAGGUGGACAUGAAAGCUUUCCCCGCGUACCCAAAAGAGCAAGAGUCAAGCGGUACGGAUGGAGGGAAGCUCGAGAGAACCCUUCAAAUGAUACAUAUGCAGUUGGCUCAUUCCCAAAGAGCAAACGCACACCGCUCUCUCCCCUCAGGCUGCGAAAUGGCAAUUUUAUUUCCAAUGCGUUCCAAACACAUCUUUGCAGAGGUGACACCAUCCACAUCAUUCUCACAGUCACUCACAAUCUGCCUGUGGGCAAAGGUGACCCAAGCACUGAACAGAACUGUGCUCUUCUCUUACGGCACUAAGAAAAUCCCACAAGAGCUCCAGCUUCUCAUAGCAAAGCGUUCUUUGAUGCUCACGGUGGGCGGUGAGACCCAUCUAGUGGAAGCUGAUGGGAUAGUAACAGAUGGGCAGUGGGUACACGUGUGUGCCGCAUGGAGCUCAGAACAGGGACUGGCUUCUUUGUGGAUGAACGGAGAGAAAGUGGCCAGCGUCCCUGGCAUAGCCGAGGGCCACGUUUUGCCCGGAGAUGGACUCAUCCUGCUCGGACAGGAGCACAGCCGGUCGGGGAGUUAUAAAGAUUUGGACUCAUCGGUUGCUUUCACCGGAAAGAUGACAGGGGUGAACGUGUGGGACCAUGUGCUGGAGCCAGAAAGGAUUAAAGAGCAGGCCAAUCCGGAGGGAUCAUGUGAUACUCGUGGGAAUGUGAUCGGAUGGGGCGUGUCAGAGAUCAUUCCACAUGGAGGAGCUCAAUAUGUCAACUGAUACCGAACUCUAUAUUCUCAUAACUCAAUUCUGUACAUUAAGUUGUUUUAUAUUGUAUGUUAUCAAUGUUUUUGUAUUGACCUCACUAUUUUAUAAUACUGCGUUGGAGAUGCGUAUUCCAAACAGAGGGAGCUGAUAUCAAAACUUAAAACAGUGGACACAAAACUCAUUUUAAUAGAAUGUUUUAUAUUGCAACAAUUGCAUUGACACGCCACAAAAUUUUGUUGAAAGUGUCGAAAGCUAAUAAAUGUUAGUGGUUUGGGUCACUUAGCCUUAUUAAUGAGCUACAAAUAGCAGAACAGCUUUUCUGUUGUCCCAAAACAUACAUUUGAAUGAUUUGAGGUGGGGCGAGUCUGGACUGAUCCGUGUCGGACAUGACUGUUUACAUUGUUCACCAGUAAUUUGAAACAGAUUUUUCCUCUCGUGUUGUUUAGCAGGGGUUGACAAUGUUCGUUUGGCUUUUUGCUGCAUAUGUGUUGCUGGAAUUUGACUGUAUUGCCAGUUCCUCCAGUCUGACCACAAACAGAUCAAAAUAACCUCGAGCAAGGCGUGUGCUUAAAAGUCCCAGCUACUCAAACAUGAAAUAACACAUCAAAUGGAUUUCAAAACAACCAUUCAGCAAACGGUUCUCUGAUACUUUUUUUUAUUAUCUGAACUGAAGAACCUUUUUUCGGAUGUUAAAGGUUCUUUAUAGAACCAAAAGAUCCUUCUAUGGCAGUGGUUCUCUUUUUGUUGUAAGGCCCCCUUUGAGUAGAGUGCAUUGCUUUGCGGCCCCCCAAAUAAAGACUUAAAAUCUCACAUUUGUAUUAAACCAAGAAAAUAUUCAGUUAAACAAUGCUAAAACAUCAAUUCUUUUGGUAGGGGGCGUUGUCUUUUAGAUGUUUGAAUGCACAAAAUUUAUGGUAAAUAUCCAUAUUUCUAAAAUGCCACAAAAUCUGUGGCCUCCCUGGAACCACAUUGGCCCCCCCAGGAGGCCACCGCCCCCAGUUUGAGAACCGCUGUUCAAUGGCAUCGAAGAACCUUCUGAAGCACCUUUUUGUAAGAGUGUAUAACGUCACUGUAUAUAACAUACACCACCA